AAGGAGAAAGGGCAGGCAGAAAUCCUAACAAUUGAGUUGCUGUUGAAGGGGACGAUAAGAUGACGCAGAAAGGAGAUUUAUUCAAAGGGAAAAAGAAGCAGAAAACAAUCCCCCCUAAUCGCCAUGGAAAACUUCCUCACAUCCGCAAAGGUAAGAGAGUCGUCAAGCCAUCCAAGCAAUCGAAAGAGAUGGACGCUGAUCGAGAGCUGACCAAGUUCAUAAAUCACUGCAACGAGAUAAAAGCAGCCACGGUUGCUAACAAGGAUGGAGGGCAGUUGAGUAUAGUCAAGCUACCCCCACAAUCUUCUGCUGAUGCCAAGGAAUAGAAACAUAAUACAAGUGAUGGAUUGAUGAUGCAUCGUUUUGAACGAGUAGUGCACAUCCAUUUGUAGGUUGUUUUUGUUGUAAAAUUCGAUUUUGAUAUUCAUUAUGCACUUACUCUUGCAUUCUUUUUUCUUGAAGUAAAAAA
Molecule: messenger RNA, 469 nt
Organism: Hibiscus syriacus
Lineage: Eukaryota; Viridiplantae; Streptophyta; Magnoliopsida; Malvales; Malvaceae
Exons: 3
Coding region: 60-326 (88 amino acids)
Source: RefSeq, a predicted model, not a curated record